Molecule: messenger RNA, 1706 nt
Organism: Rhea pennata
Lineage: Eukaryota; Metazoa; Chordata; Aves; Rheiformes; Rheidae
Gene: CCDC107
Product: coiled-coil domain containing 107
Exons: 6
Coding region: 37-957 (306 amino acids)
Biological process (GO): protein localization to cell surface; synaptic transmission, cholinergic
Cellular component (GO): neuron projection; intracellular membrane-bounded organelle; neuronal cell body
Source: RefSeq, a predicted model, not a curated record
GAAGGCGGCGGCGGCGCGGCCGGGGCUGCGGCGGCCAUGGCGCUCUCGGUGGUGCAGCAGGUGUUGGUGUCGGCGGUGCUGGUGCUCUGCGUCCUCGUCGUCGUGCCCAGGAUGUUUGGGGGAGGCGGCGGCGGGCGGGCCGGCAGGUCGGUGCGCGGCGGCCAGGGCGGCCGCGGCCAGGCCGAGCCCCACCAGCACCGCAGAGGUAGUCCUCAGACACUUCAUCAAGCUCACCUGAAUACAGGAAAUUAUGAAGCUAAAACUUAUCAGAGUAUUCAGCAGAUGAGAAAUGCAAUGGAAAAAGAGAUAAAGAGUGAAAGAACAAGAGGAAAUGGUAGAGACUUAGCCUUUACCCUGAUGCCAUUGUAUGCUCUUGGUGUGGGAGUGUUUGCAGCAUACAAAUUUCUCAAGAUGAAGUCACAGGAAGAAAGUCUCUCUAAGAAGGAAAAAAAUACAGAAGACAAGGCAAAGGAAACAGAGCAUCAGCUUUUAGAACUGGAGCAGCAUCUAGCACAGACAGAGAAAAUGUUAAACUCUUUAUUGACUCAGCUGGAUCCACUGUCAAACUGUGUUAAUGCUUUAGCUUGCGAGCAGAAAGAUGAAAUAAUGACACAGCUCCAAUCAAUUAGACGACUGAUGAAAGAAAGUGGCUUGGAUAAAUCAGAAAACAAGAUGAAAGAUGUCAGCCACAUUUGUAAUGAGAAACUUGAAGAUCUCAUUCAGUCAUUUGCCGAACAGUCUCCAGAUAAAGAAAUACAUGACCAUGAAGAUGACAGUAAUGAAGAUUUGCUUGACAAUGUUGAUAAUGAUUACAAAAUAGAAGAUGAUCAAUUAUAUGAAGAAUGUGAUGUGAACCAGGUGUUUGAGUCAGAUGUGGUGGUCGACCAAGAAAUGAUAAACAAAGAUGUGCUUGAAUCAGAAGAGAGAGGACUGAGGAGACGUAAUAGAUAUGAUUGAAAUAUGUAAAACAUUUAAAAGCUUAUGUUUUUCUUCACAAUAUUGUAUGCACUUUAAACUGUUUUGAACCAAGUUACAUGCACUGCUCUAUGCUUUAAAAAGAGGAUGAAAUACUGUCUGUGUUAGUAUCUGUGGCAGUUUUGUAACUGGCUUCAAUGGCAGCAGAUUUCACUUGGGAUGUUUACAUAUUUUUUCUAUUUAUUUUUUCCUAUAGAAAAUAUUUCUGUACUCUCUGUAUAUAAUGCAUUGUAAUUAUAUCUGAAGCGUCAGUAAAAUACUGGGAUCUCUUUUAAUUAAAAGUAUAAUGAAUAGAUGUUUCAAAAAUGUUUUAUAGCUACUAAGCUUACUGCAUCCUUUAACUGUGAAUUUCUUUAGUUCAUUAGAGUGCUUGCACUGAUGAGUUUAGCUCUUCAUGGAAAACUAGUGAGGAAUGCAAAGCAAUAUGGAGUUAAAUCUCGGAGAUGCUUUCAUAGACAGAAUUCUUUAUUUGGAGAGAGAAAUUUAGCCACAGACAUUACUUCAAAAUAAUUAUGUCUGUUUGCUAAGCCAGGUUUGCUUCAAAGUAAGUCCUGUAGUUUCAGUUCUGCUGUUGCCUGAGGAUUGAUGUGUAGUUUUGUAUGCUAAUUUGAACCUUAAUACAGUACUUCGACUCCCAAUUGUCACCAGUUAAACCCAGAAGCUGCCUAAUAACUGACUGAUACCCAUUAGUAGUAAUAUGUUUCAUAUGUAUAAUAAAAUUAUGGAAUCUG